AUGGGCGAGUCUGCACCCUCCGCAGACGCCGAGUCCUCCGAUGGCCCCUCGAAACCCAGCAAACCACACAUCCUCCCAGACGUCGUCAACAUCACACCCACAGGUGACAUCAUCCUUUCCGUAACAUUCGAAACAUCCACCGAGACACUCAGGAAAACUCGCAAGGCAGCCCUACCUGCCUCCCGCAAAGCCAGUCUCAAUGGCCAAUCCACGCCGUCGCAGGCAUUGAAGCCCAAGGUCACCAUCGCAUACCGCGUACAGCUGGACAUGCUCAAGACAUACUCGCAGUACUUUGGCAAUUUGCUCACAAACCCGCAAUUCCGGGAAGCCAAGCUUGUUACCGCUCUCCAUGCCGACCUAGCUGCCAGAAAGAUAAGGCCUUCCGAAGCAGAUCCAGCUGAGCUGCCCCAUGUGAAAAUCACAGAUGAUGAUGAGGCGACGCAGUCUGCGGGCAGGGAAUCCGUCUUUGAGGAUAUGCUCCGCAUUCUCCACCAGGUGCCUAUCAAGACGACUCGCGCCGUCAUGUCGUAUGCGACCACGCUGGCGUUGCUAGCAGAUCGGUUCGACUGCCGCGCACCUGUGUCUCGAGCCCUCACGGACAUCAAGUUCAAGUGGCCCCUGACCAACACCCGUCCCUCUAACCAACCAAUUGCAGAAGAACUCCGGUAUCGUCGAGAACGUAUCCUGGACACCAUAUCCUCCAUUCAGCGCCACUUCCUUACCCUGUACGCCUCUCGUAAUCGCCAGUGCAAACUAGGCUACGACUCCAGCACCGCCUGCGACUCGUUCCAGUUUGGCCAGAUGCUGAAAUUCCUGCUGUCAAAGGAUCUGCUGCACCUCGUGGACUUUGCGCCGUCAUCAGUGGACAGCGUGCCGGACACGUCAAUGGUGGAUAUAGAAGAGCUGUUGGGGACCUUGAAACAGUGUCCCAAUUACCAGAUUGACAAGCACCAUACAAACUGCGGGCUGAGGAUUCGAAUUGACCCCAUUUUAGACUAUGUUACGGCCAUGGUAGGUGCGGGUGUGGUGGCAAUUCCACUGGCCGAUUGGAAGCGAAGGAGGGCAGAUGUGUCGUGGUUGAAUGAGAAGGGGGGUUUGAGGAACGAUGGAGACGUGGAAGAGGGCCCCAAUGCGUUUGCCUUUACCAGGGCCCUGGCGACCGAUCAGAGGUUGAGGUAUGAGGGAGCUAUUUAUGCAGAUAGGAUGGCCAGGAGGCUGUUCACUGCGGAUACAUGGAACUGGACACCAGAGGCCUGA
Metarhizium acridum CQMa 102 is the source of this 1257-nucleotide messenger RNA. Lineage: Eukaryota; Fungi; Ascomycota; Sordariomycetes; Hypocreales; Clavicipitaceae. The record is from RefSeq and is a predicted model, not a curated record.